UUAAGCUGGCUGUCGAACCAGCUGUUCUCUGCUGGGUGGAUUCCCGUUAAACUACAACAGUACAGUAAAAACCCUUGAACAGAAAAGAGACAAAUAUAAGGGCCUAAUCGCGUUUAAAACAUAAAAGAAAAAAAAAUAACAGUUCAGACAGACUUUUAAAAGAUGGCAUUGCAAGAAAAAAACAAUGGUUUUGGGCCAGUUUCUGAAGACAGAGGAAAUCGUGCAAGUAUUGCUAGAAUGAUUUUUCUGGGUUUGGUCCUGGUACUUAUUCCAGUAUACUAUGUCUGCUACUCAAACCACUCUUUGAAAGAUAUGGUCAAUGAAAUAGCAUUAUUAUAUUGCUCAGUUAUAUCAUCCCUUGUUCUUGGUGAAAUCUUUCGUCGUAGCAUUUUAUAUUUUGAGGAAAAGUUUCAUGUUGAAACACGUUACUCUGGUUCCAAAAUUAAAGCUUUUCAACACUGUAUAGCUUUUCCAAAAACUGUACUGGUGAUAUUUGUCUUCUUUGUAUCAACUUUUGGCAUGAUUGUUUGCCGUAUGAAUUCUGAUGGAUAUGACCUGUUUCCAUGGCCACUGUAUGUGUUGAUUACUUGCUGGAGCUCUGUAGGAAUGCAGUUGCUAGAAGUCAGAAGUUUAUCAUUGGUUGAAGUAUCUCAGCUAACAGAAACCAAGAUAAAUAAUGUUGCGACCGGAUUAGCAUGGAGUUAUUAUUUUGGCUAUCUCAAGUUGAUAUUACCAGGAAUACAAGGAAUGGUUAGAAAAGCAGUUAAGCCAGAUUUUGUACUUGAUGGCAACGAUUUAAGAGAUAAAAUCUCUAGCGAAAAGGUGUUUAUCAUUAUACCAAAAAAUUGUUGGUGCUAUGAAUCAUUUGACAAAGUGGAUAAGAGAAUCAGCUUUUUAACAUCAAUGCCAGAGCAAAGAAUCACCAGAGGUGGCGUACAAGAAAGAGUCUACAAAAAUACUCUCUAUCGUAUCCAAUUAGAAGGAAAGGAACCAAAGUAUAUCAUGAUGGAGUAUGCAACACCCUUGUUAGCCCUGUUUGACAUGGCACGUGAAAGCAAUGCACAGUUUACGAUGGCAGAUCGGGAUGAGCAGGUUGUGGAGUUUUACAAGAAGUUGAAGUAUAUUUUGGAAAGAAUUCCAGAGUGCAGAGAUAAGUUUCGUAUUGUCUUGGUAUCUGAUGCACACGAUAAUCUCGCUGAAGUUAUUUAUCAAGAACUUCAAGAAGAAUCUAUUAGAGUUUAGAGGAGCAAAUGGAUGAGGUUUUUAUUUGCAAUUUUUAUUAUAAUAUAAAGGUAGUUUUAGACUGUGAACUUUAGAUGAGAACAAUUUUGUUUCUUUUAUAAUUUGACUUAAUAUUUUCUUAAUAUUUUUAGAAAAAGAGUCAAAAUAACAAGGAGCAGAUGUUCCUUGUUGAUAAGAUCCUUUGUUUAUCUUUUUAAGACAGUCAACAAAAAUUUUUUUUUUAGGAACUCUAUAUUUCGUUGAAACCUCAGUUAAAGGUUAAAUUUUAAUUUCAGCUUUAGAAGUAUACUAAGAAGGCUUCAGAUUUAAACUUGCUUUUCCUUCGUUUUACUGUUAUGAUUUAGUAGAAAACAAAACUUUUAUUCUCAUUUUAUUCUUGUUUCAUAGGUAGCGUGUUCGAUUAUCGAGGAAUAAGUCUUGGUUUCUUGGUUUCUUGGUUUCUUGACUUUUUAACAUUUUCAUCCUGGUUACAAGCAUCUAGUACUUAAUGUUAGAUGCCUAAUUUUGUCUCAAACCUGAACCUCAGCUCUUAGCAACUUAGUUGCUUAUGAAACAUAAUACGUUUUGUGGUUGUUACAUACCCCUUUUUAGACUAAAGAAAUAGAAAUCCAUGUUAUUAUCUUUAUUUCGAGACUUUCGGUAGUUAAUGAUAACUUAAUUAAAACUUAAGUUUAAAAGAAUUGCAGCAGCAUACCACUGUAAAAUUUAAGAAAUGUUUGCAACCAGAGUAAGAUAAUUUUGUCAAGAAACUCAUGCUUUUUUAUCUAUAACUUAUUAUUAUUUCUCAAUUGUUUCAAACAAUAGACCUGAAAUUUUGACCUAAAAUCCCAGCCUGAUAUUCUCAUAACACACUGGGUAAAGGAAAGAAUAAUCUUAUGUAGAAUUUAGCUAACAACUAUCUCAGAGUGAAUAAACAUUGCUUAAAAA
Hydractinia symbiolongicarpus is the source of this 2169-nucleotide messenger RNA. RefSeq names its product stimulator of interferon genes protein-like. Gene Ontology annotation, biological process: autophagosome assembly; positive regulation of macroautophagy; activation of innate immune response. Gene Ontology annotation, cellular component: autophagosome; endoplasmic reticulum membrane. The coding region runs from base 163 to 1242 and encodes 359 amino acids. The transcript is spliced from 3 exons. Gene Ontology annotation, molecular function: 2',3'-cyclic GMP-AMP binding; cyclic-di-GMP binding. Lineage: Eukaryota; Metazoa; Cnidaria; Hydrozoa; Anthoathecata; Hydractiniidae. The record is from RefSeq and is a predicted model, not a curated record.